CUUGCGGAGCUGUCAAAAUGAAUAGCGAAUUACCGAAUUAGCGACUAGCGAGUAGAAUUACAACACGUCAGUUCUUUUAUCUUUAUUAAAGAAGAACUUAUUAAAUAAUCACAUUUAUAACAUAAUUUUUACAUACAUAAACUUGUAUCGAUAUCGUAUUUUAAUCGUUAGUCUAAGUUCGAGUUUUAAAGUGGAUUAUCUAGUUCGGGUUGGUGCAAAAUGGAAAUUAAGCAGAGGAUAAUAUAUGAAUUAUGUACUUUAUUAGUCGGCAUUUCUUCCAUUUCGUGUAGUGUACAACCUCCAACAAUGAAUCCCGGUCUCAUGACACCAUCGAAGUCAAUUGGUGAGUGCCAAUCUUGCAGACUAUUUAUCGAUUCAUUCAAGAAUGGUCUAGAGAGAACCUCCAGAGGGAAUUACGAGGGCGGCGAUGCUGCUUGGGAAGAAGAAAAAUUAAAAAAGUCGUACAAGCGUAGUGAAAUUCGACUAGUCGAUAUACAAGAAAAUAUAUGCAAGGAGGAGUCUAAAUAUUCAAAUCAGUGUCACCUUAUGGCUGAACAAGCUGAAGAGUACAUAGAGGAAUGGUGGGCUCAAGAUCCCGAUGAAUCAACAGAUUUAUAUACUUAUAUUUGUAUACAGAAAUUGCAAGUAUGCUGUCCGAAGCAUCAUUAUGGCAAAGAUUGCAUGCCUUGCAUCGGAAAUCAUGAUAACCUUUGCAGUGGUAACGGAAAGUGUAGAGGUGAUGGAACUAGAAAAGGCAAUGGGACAUGUUUAUGUGACCCAGAAUAUACCGGCACCAACUGUGAGCAAUGUGCUUUAGGUUAUUUUGAAUUGGAACUAGAAGACAAAAAGGUUAAAAAAUGUUUUCAAUGUCACAGAUCCUGUCUAGGAGGCUGUCGACAGGCAACUCAGAGAGAUUGUGUAGCUUGUAAACCAGGAUACCUCCUUGAUCCCAAAGAAGGCUGUGUUGAUAUAAAUGAAUGUAGAGAUGAUAAGAUAUGUACAGAGGAUCAGUUCUGUUUAAAUUCUAUGGGAUCAUAUGCAUGUGUCGACUGUGAUAGAUCAUGCAAAGGCUGCUUUGGAGAUGGACCGGAUACUUGUGUAAAAUGUGCUAAAGGUUAUUUGUUGAAAGAUGAAGUUUGUAUAUCUGAUGUGGAACAAGAGGAACCGUCACAGAGAUUGACGAGUGCCAGAAAAGAAGAAUUAUAAGCUUGAGUGUGAUCAUUGUUUAAAUAUAGGUACAUGACCUAUGUGGGACUGAUUAUAACAACUGGAAUAUUGUUACCAAAGUCAACCCCUUUGGGUGGCCUGGUUGGGAUCUUAGUGUUAUCCUACAUCAUGGGAUCAGAAUACUACUGCAUGAUAAAUGGACAUACAGGGCUAGUGAAUCUUAAGGAGUAUGACUUAUUUCAUCUGUUUCGACUGUAAUCUUCAUAUUAAUUUAUAUAGAAAAUGUAUGAAUUAUAUGAUAUGCAUUUUUGUUUUAUC
This is a messenger RNA of Vanessa tameamea, 1485 nucleotides long. Its product is annotated as cysteine-rich with EGF-like domain protein 2. Bases 220 to 1206 code for a protein of 328 amino acids. Gene Ontology annotation, molecular function: calcium ion binding. The record is from RefSeq and is a predicted model, not a curated record. The transcript is spliced from 4 exons. NCBI's taxonomy places the organism in Eukaryota, Metazoa, Arthropoda, Insecta, Lepidoptera, Nymphalidae.